Messenger RNA from Fukomys damarensis (Damara mole-rat), 1994 nucleotides. RefSeq names its product serine protease 8 (gene Prss8). Gene Ontology annotation, biological process: positive regulation of sodium ion transport; proteolysis. Lineage: Eukaryota; Metazoa; Chordata; Mammalia; Rodentia; Bathyergidae. Gene Ontology annotation, molecular function: sodium channel regulator activity; serine-type endopeptidase activity. The transcript has 6 exons. Bases 292 to 1323 code for a protein of 343 amino acids. The record is from RefSeq and is a predicted model, not a curated record.
GGCUGGGAAAGGCUGUGGAGCUGAGCCAGGAGGGCGGAGCCGAGGGAGGAGCAGGCAGGUAAGUGCCCUUCUCCAAGCAACUGCCACUCUUACUGCGAACACGUCCACAAGCGACUCCCACAGUGGCUGCUCCCAGCCUCAGAAGCCAGCCUAGGACACCUGCUCUACCUUCCCGGCAGAAAUUCUGGACUUCCUUACCUCUGAGCCAACACCUGGACUUUGCCUCGAAACCAGGCCCAGGACUGAUCUUCCCUUUGUGCCGGGGUGCCUCGGUGGCUGUUGUCCUGGGCCAUGGCCCACGGGAGGGGCCUGCGGCCCAGGCAGCUGCAAGCCGUGGCACUUUUCUUCCUCCUUGGAUUAAUCCAGUUGGGAAUGGGACCGGACAGAGCUGAAGCAGCCCUCUGCGGUGCAGUCUUCCAGCCCCGCAUCACGGGUGGCAACGAUUCGGUUCCUGGUCAGUGGCCCUGGCAGGUCAGCAUCACCUACGAUGGCGUCCACGUGUGUGGCGGGUCUCUCGUGUCUGAGCAGUGGGUGCUGUUGGCUGCUCACUGCCUCCCCAGGGACUACUACAAGGAAUACUACGAGGUAAGGCUGGGUGCCCACCAGCUAGACACCUUUGCCAGCGCCGAAGAAGUCCGCAUGGUGGCCAGGAUCUUCACCCACCCCAGCUACCGGGAAGAGGGCUCCGAGGGGGACAUUGCGCUCUUCCUCCUCAGCAGCCCUGUCACCUUCUCCCGCUACAUCAGGCCCAUCUGCCUCCCUGCCGCCAACGCCUCCUUCCCCAACGGCCUCAAAUGCACGGUUACAGGCUGGGGCCAUGUGGCCCCCUCAGUGAGCCUUUCAGCCCCCAAGAUACUACAGCAACUUGAGGUGCCACUGAUCAGUCGCGAGACAUGUAAUUGCCUGUACAACAUCAACCCCAAGCCUGAGGAGCCCCACACCAUCCAGCAGGACAUGGUGUGUGCUGGCUACGUGACAGGGGGCAAGGACGCCUGCCAGGGUGACUCUGGGGGCCCACUCUCCUGCCCUGUGGAGGGCGUCUGGUACCUGGCAGGCAUUGUGAGCUGGGGUGAUGCCUGUGGGGCCCCCAACAGGCCUGGUGUGUAUACUCUGACUUCCAGUUACACCUCCUGGAUCCGUGUCCACGCCACAGAACUCCAGCCUCACAUAGUGCCCCAAACCCAGGAGUCCCAGCCCGACAACCACCUCUGCAAUAAGUAUCUGGGCUUCAGCUCCGCCCCAGCUCAGGGCUUGCUGUGGCCCAUGCUGCUGCUGCCAUUGAGCCUGACCCUGAGCCUCUUCUGCUCCUGGCACAAGCACUGACCCCGCUUCCAGGAGCAACACAUCACGCCCAAGGGCCUGUGCCUAUUCCCAGGAAGGGAAGUGGCUGGCCUUUCCCACGCCUUUUGGGCCUGGGGCCCUGAUUGGCCACACCAUCCUCCGAGGACUCUGGGGAGUCAGGGCACCAUCCUUCUAAAUUGAUCUUUGGGCCCAUCCUUCUAAAUUGGCUCUCUGGAACUGAAACACAUGGCCAAGGGCUUUUUGGCCUGCGGUCCUGGCCAGAAGCACUGGCCACCUCUGUUGCUGUCUGCAGCUUAUUGGUUGGGUCCUGUGGAGCUCCAGGCCAUGGCUCCCACCUACUUCUACAAGAUGGGCAGCUGCCUGGCCGGCUGCUGCUGAGGGCCUGCUCCAUGCCACCUGCCCUGCCCGAUGAGCCCAUCCAUCGUGUGGCCUCCCUGGCUUCUGGGCUCACCUGCCUUGGUGAUGGGAAAAGCCUCAAUCUUGCCCCACUGGUUACCCGGCCAGAGUUCUGACUCUCAUACUCCGGAGGACUGAGCCCCCACUGGAACUGAGCUGGGGGCUUGGAUCAGGGGUAGGGGAUAAAGGAUCAAGAAGGAGUAAAAUGUUUUGAGCACAACCAGCUGUGUUUGAAAUGAAAUGAAGAAUGUCAAAUCUUGGCCUCUCCCUCCCGCCUCGUAAGUCCUGAGCCACCA